AUGCAUCUAGAUCACAAGAUCCCUUGGAAUACAGCGUCGUCACACUUCGGCUUCAUAAAGGAAAGGCCAGGCAUUCGCGAAAACGAUUUCAGCGUCCAUGAUAAGUUAUCUGAUCGUCAAUCCGGCGAGUUGAACUACUUCACGCGGUCUCUUAUUUCCACUAUCGAAGAGUUCUCAACCACCGAACGAGCCAAAUACCCACAACCCAGCGCUCUACCAACAUCAGGCCCUCUAUAUGACUCAUCUAUCCUCCCCGCCAUCGAAGAGAAGUACCACCUCGGACCACACGACACCAACUCCGCAGUCUCAAAUCCACUAUGUGAAGAGUUCCAAAAUGUCGACUACUGGAUCCAACUAGCCCCGUACCACACCGGAACAGCCCAUCUAGCCGACGCAGUGAAAAUGCUCAUUGCCUCGAACGAGAUGCUCGCUCUAUUACGUCUAGCAAACCACGAGCAAAUCCCACUAGAAGGUCUAAACAAUCUAAGCUGGGGCCACAGUUUCGGCGUGACGCAUGUUGCGGACACGGCUUUGGAAAUUUACAUGUUGGUGAAUAUCGCUGCUUCUGUUAAAGCCAAUGCGAAACCUGGGUCUGCGAAUGAGACGGUUUGUUUAACGCAGACGCAGGCGUUUAGGGGUUUUGUUAAUUGGGGAUUGGAGGAUUUUGAUUUUCCUGCUCAGAAUAUACCGCAUCGGUUGUUUUGGAAUUCGAAGGGGAUUCCUGAUGAGAUGACGUGGGAUCCGUUGAGUCUUGGGAGUGAUGAUGAUAGGAGGGAUUUGAAGGAGUAUUUGAAGAUGUGCUUUGAGUUGUUGUAUCGGUAUGACCUUCUGAUGAGGGAGUUGGGGAGGGAUCCUGAGUGGAAGGAGAGGAUCUUAGGGUUGCUGCGUCGGUGGGGGGCGAAGUGUGUUACUGUGGACGAGACAGGGUAUUGCUUCGCUUGA
Messenger RNA from Penicillium griseofulvum, 942 nucleotides. RefSeq lists its product as uncharacterized. The transcript has a single exon. The record is from RefSeq and is a predicted model, not a curated record. Lineage: Eukaryota; Fungi; Ascomycota; Eurotiomycetes; Eurotiales; Aspergillaceae. The coding region runs from base 1 to 942 and encodes 313 amino acids.